UGCAGUCACUAUGAGGGCAGAACAUUUGGAAAAAGAUACGCAGGAUGUUUGUUUACUGUGAAAUGAACUCGACUGGAAUUUAAACAACGCGCGACUCUACGAAGAAACUGAAAAAAAGGAACAAAAAGUAAGAAAUUCAAACUGUCGUUGCAUUUAGUCUCUGCAAAAACAGCGAACUGAAGUUUGUCAACCGCCCAAAUAGUUUAAGAAUGCAGCAGGGCACAAAGAACAGGGGCUUUUUCAGUGCAACCUGAUUCAAACUUGUUGCAGUCGUGUUGGAUAUUCGCCUUCGGGACAACAGAGGGGGUUUCCGUGGACUUUCUCCUGUCUGUGUCCCUCUGGAGUGUCUCUGUGUCUCUCGCUGUUACACGCUGCAGGAGCUGAUCUGAAGAGCCGCGUUAAUAAGCAAGGCAAAUUUAUUUGCACAGCACAAUUCAUGCACAAGGUGGUUGUCUCGGUCUUUCGAGUGGACACAAUGCAAGCCUCCGCAUGGACUACUACUAACAGACAGUGUCAACAGUUUGGGCAGCUUCCAUUAACACAUCCUCCUCAUUUCAACCAGACUACAAGCAGUAAUAAUGGGAGCAACGCAACUUAUCUCUCAUUAUUGCCAGUCAAUCAAAUGGCAUUGCUGGUUGGCCACUUUACCAUGUCCAGUUUUGGGACAAAGCAGGUGUCUACACAGAGACAAGACUUUGGGACUGCAAACAAUCAGUUACCAGCAAGUGGCCACCAGGGUUGUUAUCCAAACUCUACAGAGAACGCAUCACCCCUCUACACUCCAAAUGCCAAAAUGAACACAGUAGUUAGGCAGCAAGUAAACCAUGCGCAAAAGACGCCAAACCCCGGAAACCCACAAUCAACGGUGUGUUUUAAUAAUUAUGAACCACAGGGAGUGCAUCAAAGUUCGCACACUGAAAAUGUUACAGCACAAAUGAACAAUUCUACCGUUCCAUCUACAACGCAGGCUGGGUACAACACGCAAGCUUCUGUUCAAAGUCACAUCUACAACCAGUGUUCCCAGCAAAAAGCUCUCUCUUUGCCUUCCUAUUCACAAGCCAUUUCUGGCAAAAAUCAGUACACCGUCUCUUCUCCGGUAUCCAGUCCACAAAACGUUUACGCAGUUAGUACCCAAAUGAACUACUGCAUACCUCAAACAAAUUACAUAUGGACAGGUCAAGCGACAAACGCACAUUUUCGUAAUAACACACUCACGGCUGUCCCUGUUCAAAGGCACUGUCCAAAUCAGGAGCUCGCGCAGCAACAUUUCAUAAAUCUGAACCACAAUGCUUGUUCAAUGCAGCUGCCGUCUUCGACUUGCUUAUCACAAAACUCGAACGAACAGUUACACUUAAACAAAAGACCUGCUCCUCCACAGACUGUGAAGAAUGUGCCAACUAAGGAUCACUCCGCCAACCUUUCAGCCAGUACGAAGUCAGUGUCCUACCAGAAAAUUAAUGAUGUUCCAAGUGUGAAUCUUAACGCGCCUCUGACCCAAGGCGCUCAAAUGAACAAAUGCGACACAGCUGCUGCACAAGCGUCCAGUGGUACAGUUCAGAUAUCACCCAAUCGUGCCCUGCGUGCCGUCGCGGUAGUUUUGCCCUUGUCGCAAGAAAACUCUCCUGACGACCAUCCCUCUCCUACAGACAAACCGUCCCCGAAUGCCUCAUCAAAACCAUGUUUUUCCGGCAAUAACCAAAUGAAGGAUGCACAACUUAGUACCCCAGAGAAGUCACAACAAUUGACAAGCAGUUUCAGUGUUUCCUCAAAGAAAGCUGGUGUUCAAAACUCCUCGCCAUCUCUGUGCGAAAUGUCAAAAAUACUUGAUGCCGCACCCAAGCUGUCCUCUUUACCAUUAUCUUUUGCUCAGUUACUUAUGGGAACUCCUCAAACCUCGCCUAUUUCUGGAGGGUGUAAACAAAAAAUAGGGAAUAAAAAGACCCCAACAGAGAAGAAGCCAAGUGAAGAACCACUCUCCUCUGUACCAACCACUGAAUGGACUCUGAAGAUGUUGAAAGACAAAAUUUCAGAGAUGGAGAAUGAAAAUAAAUCUGACCGUAGCUUGAGAACACUUAUUACAACUGCAGGAGAAGCCGGUUUAUUUCACCCAACUGGGUUUAUGAAGAUAUGUAUGAAGCUCAGUCUCGAUACUGUAGUAUUAUCACACGUGACAAGCCAAACAGAUCUCAACAAAUUCCACGUACUUCAGCAUGGUGAGGUUUAUGUGGACAAAAUCCCUUACACCUCCACAUGGUUAAAUAUUAACAGCCAGCUUGACGACAUUGAUAAAGAGUUUGGCUUGCCCUAUUUUUUUAAAUGUACUCUGUUUGAGGAUGAUGACGACAACGAUACAGACAAUCAGAGUGAACAAACACAAACUGUUCAAACUGGGAUCAAAUCUUCCAAAUUGGUAGAACUUUUAACUCAAAAUGACCAAUCUGAUGGUGGCAUUAAAUCUGUGGACAGUAAGAGCAAUAUCGAUGAAGAAAUCACUGCAUUACUACAGUCAGAAACUGAAAACCGUGAUGAAAACCAGUGUGAAUCAAGUGAGCACUCAAGUGACUCAAGCUGCUCAUUUAAAAUUGAAGUUUUACGCCCAGAAGAAGCAAAAGUUAUCUUUGAACAAAUGGACCACAACGGCUCAGCUCCCAGAUCAGAAGAAACUGUGCCAAACGAACAAAAUGUGCCCGAGAAGCAAACGUGCAAUGCGACUACAUUAGAGAUGAUCUGUUGUAUUGACAAAUGGAAGGAGAAAUAUUUGGGUUUGGCUUCAGAGGGGGAGUGCAAGUGCAAAGUAGUGCCAAAUCAAGACAAAGAACCACAAUCACUCAAAACAGAUAAUGGUUUUUCUAAGGAGAUUUUUGACUUGACAGAAGAGGUCGUUUCUACAGCUCCUCUCACUGCACCAGGGGACACACAAGAAGGCAGUAGUCCUAACUCAAUUAUAUCUUUAAGCGAAAAUGAGGAUGAAAGCCAAGUCUCUGAGGCCAAUCAAACAUGCCAUUCGAACAGCACUAAUGAACAAGACGUGGCCAAAUUUACAGGAAGCUCUCUCACUGCAAGCCCAGACAGAAAUGCAUUACAAACUUUGAUAGUACACGAGAGGCAAGUAACUACUAAUGAAACUAGCUGUGAAAUGAAGGAACGGGAGGAGGAGUGCAGGACAGAGAAGGAAGAGACUGUAGCAAAGGUGGCAGAGAAAAAACAAGAGCCCUCCACCUCACCACCUGUCAGUUCUCAUGAUGGUGCGCAGAAAAAUGUCAGGAAAUCCAUUAUGGGCACUUCUGAUGCCUCAUUAUUGCAUCCCUCCAAAAAAUGCAAAAUUUCGUCUCAUUUAAGAUCACAGACUUUGUUCGAGAGCUUCUCAAAAUGUAAAAAUUCUGCGCCCGGUGCAAGAAUCGAAUUGACGGUAUUUGGGUCAAAGCAAGAAAUAUGCUCUCCUGCAGGCACUCGGCGAGGAAAUAUUUUGAUGGACAGGUCUCGCCAGCCUCCUGAAAGGAUUUACGUUAAAAUGAACUCUUCAACUACAAGUGACACUCAAAGCGCAGAGUCUCUAAGCAGCAGCUCGGUGAAAAGACGGAUACAUGAAAACUGGAGGAAGAGCUUCCCACUGCCCACAAUUAAAAUUUGGAGAAAGAAUAAAAACUAUUUUAUAGUUGGAGACAGGACUUUGAAGUGCAAAGGUGUGAAUUCAAAAAGAAAAGCGAAUGAGUCUGAUGAUGGCCUAUGUCGUAAAAGGAGGAGAACCAGCACCGUCUCAAAAUCUGUGACUUUACUCGACAAACCCAAGGAUGUUGAGGAGUUUGAACAAGAAAAUGUUUUGAAAUUUAACGUGUUGCCCAGUUCCUUCAGCUUUGAGGAGGGAUCGAAGAACAGUGAUUCAGCUGUGGCUUCCACUGCAGAUGAGAAAACAGUUGCUGAAAAAGUGAAGGAAAAGACGCAAGUUUUAAAGAUGCAAGGAGCCUGGAGUGGUGACUCCACGAACAAGUCUCCUACACGAAGCCCAACCUCAUCCCCUGAAUCCAGCAGCCUGUUUCAGGAGUAUCAGAGGCGACACAAAAUGAACCAGAAGUCCUAGGAUGAGUGACAUUAUCUUAAACCCACCAUUGUAAAUGGAUUCUCUCAUCCAUCUUUUUUUGGUGAAAUAAGUUAUUUCAUGUGAAUCCCAAGUAAAGGUUCCAGUUGAAUUGAGUUGUGAAUUUCCAGUGUUUACCUCUUUCAAUGUUUGAUAUUCAAAUAUGUAAGAUAUAACCUUUAUUACCUCAUUUUGUAUGACUUUCUUUACUUUUUAAUUAGUUUUAUUUUUUUAAAUAAAAAGAUUC
Messenger RNA from Periophthalmus magnuspinnatus, 4322 nucleotides. RefSeq lists its product as uncharacterized. Bases 437 to 4078 code for a protein of 1213 amino acids. The transcript is spliced from 4 exons. The record is from RefSeq and is a predicted model, not a curated record. NCBI's taxonomy places the organism in Eukaryota, Metazoa, Chordata, Actinopteri, Gobiiformes, Gobiidae.